Fusarium falciforme is the source of this 1695-nucleotide messenger RNA. RefSeq names its product MFS domain-containing protein. The record is from RefSeq and is a predicted model, not a curated record. Gene Ontology annotation, molecular function: transmembrane transporter activity. The transcript is spliced from 5 exons. Gene Ontology annotation, biological process: transmembrane transport. NCBI's taxonomy places the organism in Eukaryota, Fungi, Ascomycota, Sordariomycetes, Hypocreales, Nectriaceae. The coding region runs from base 1 to 1695 and encodes 564 amino acids.
AUGUCAUCGACAAGUGGCGCGCACGCGGCCGAUGCUGAGAAGAACCCCAAACUGGAUUCCCUGAACACACCUUCCACCGUAAAUACAGAGGAUAUCAUCACAAGAAACCCUAAGAAUAACAUGUCGAUAAAUAUGGACAGCGAAGCACAGAUCAGCAAUUCCACACGCGAGACAGCUGCCACUGAGGGAGAUGGCGGCGGCGGCAAUGGUCAUGAGUAUCCGACUGGCCUGCAUCUAGGCUUCAUCAUCAUCGCCUUAUUCCUUAGCGUAUUCUUGGUGGUUCUGGACAUGACUAUCGUUGCUACAGCGAUACCUAAAAUUACAGAUGAAUUUCAACGCCUCGAUGAGGUCUCUUGGUAUGGUGCUGCCUUCCUUAUGUGCAGUGCUGCCUUCCAAUCAACUUGGGGGAAGGCGUACAAAUACUUCUCUCUCAAGACUAGCUUCCUGAUCUCCAUCCUUAUCUUUGAAGUCGGAUCCCUCAUCUGUGGAGUCGCUCCUCAUAGUGUGACGUUGAUUGUAGGCCGCGCCAUUGCUGGUAUCGGCUGCGCUGGUAUCGCCUCGGGCGCAUAUAUCAUCAUCGGUUUCAGCGCCCGUCCAGCGAAGCGUCCAGUCCUCACAAGUGUUCUAGGGGCGUCUUAUGGUGGUGCCUUUACUGACCAAGUGAGCUGGCGAUGGUGUUUCUACAUCAACUUACCGAUCGGAGGCGUCUCGGCCGUCAUAAUACUGUUCUGCUUCUCCACGCCGCCCCAGGCCGUUCCGGCGGCUGCGCCUCUUCGGGAGAAGCUCCUACAGAUGGACCCUCUUGGGACGGCACUCGUCAUGGGCUUCAUUAUCUCCUUCCUACUCGCUCUGCAGUACGGAGGCAUCCAGCACCCUUGGAGCUCCUCCGUGGUCAUCGGCCUCUUCGCCGGCUCCGGUCUCAUGCUUGCUGCCUUUGUGGCACUCGAGUUGUUCCAGGGCGAGCGGUCGAUGAUUGCACCUCGCCUCCUCAAUGAUCGGACGCUCUACAUCUCGUCUUCGUAUGCGUUCUUCUUCGCCGGCAGCUUUUUCGUUUUGAUCUACUAUCUUCCCAUCUAUUUUCAGUCCAUCCACAAUGUCUCACCAAUAAUGUCUGGUGUUCGCAACCUACCAUUCAUCAUAGCAGUCACCAUCGCUACCAUAGUGUCUGGUGCUUCAAUCACCAAGACCGGAAUUUAUGCCCCGAUUUUGGUUGCUAGUGCAGCUAUUGCGACAGUCGCAGGGGGCUUGAUCUACACCCUUGAUAUCGGAACCGGUAGCGGCAAAUGGAUUGGCUAUCAGGUCCUCGCCGGCCUCGCCUGGGGUGCCGGCUUACAAGUCCCAAUGAUUGGCACCCAGGGAACAUCGAGAGAGUUAGACCUGGCUUCUAAGACCGGCAUCCUCCUCUUCUUCCAAAUUGUUGGAGGUGCCUUCCUCAUUGCUGUGGCCCAAACCAGUUUCCUCCAAACCAUGCUUAAGCAGAUGCGCGAGAUGGCACCUCAGGUCUCACAGUCACAGCUCGUCCAAACCGGCGCAACUGAAAUCCGGCAUGUUUUCGAUGAAAACGUAAUACUGCUGGUCCUUCGAAGUUAUAUGGACGGACUAAAGGUUGUGUUCGCCCUCGUCAUUGCUGCUGCUGGUGUUGCAUUCGCAGUGAGCUUAGGGUCGAGAUGGUCGAAGUUGGAAACGAAGAACUAA